AAGCGUGUUCUCUCCACCCAAGGGAGCGAGGUGUAAGCGGCAGCACUUACCUGGCGGGUGUCUGGUUUCAGAGACAGCCCUUCUUGUAAUGGGAGUGUCCUCAGAGAGCAUGCUGGUGUUAAACUGUCCUCCUACUGGUUACAGGCUUCAAUGGGAGGUCUGCUGGUGUGGCUGCGGAUCACAUACGAGUUGUAUUUGACUUCCUUAACAGCCAUAGCGCCUCAGUUUAACUUGCCCUAGAGCCGCACCGUGAGAGCACUUACUGCGGCUUUUCUGGGAGAGUGACGAUGGACGAGGAGCGCAGCGGCUCUCCGGACCUGACGGACAUAGAGACCAAGUUGGGUCGAAAAGUUCCGGACGGUCUCGUUCGGUCUCUCGCGGGAGAGAGACGCAGCGACAGGCACGAGCAUGACAAGUCAGCUGCGCCUCACGUAGCCAACUGCAAAUUCUGCGCAAAUUCAACGGACCUGAAGAGGCUGCAGGGUAAAAUGCUGUUCUUGAGACAGGAGAUGGCAAACCUGCGAGCCAUCGACGUGAAGCUCAUGCAGCAGCUCAUGUCGAUCAACGACGGCAUCGAGUCCAUCCGCUGGAUGAUGGAGGACAAGGGGGACGCAACGAGCCAGGACGGCAGCCUGACGGGCAGCUUGUACAGCCUAUCGGACAGCCAGGACGGUUCCUCCCUGCGGGGCAGCUUCAACAGCCUGAACAAUGGAAACGGCGACGGCCUGGACGGGCUGUCCGUUGGCAGCUACCUGGACACUCUGGCAGAGGACCUACCUGGAGACUCGUCCUCACCGGACCUCAACCGUUUAAUGGAUAAAGCUGUAAUCUCUGGCGAAUCCUUCACCAAAUCGCCUCUGAAACUCAGGGUGGAAUCAGAUGAAUACUACUGCUUUAGAUAAUAGUGAUAAGAUAGACAAAGACUACUGAGAUAUACAGAAGAAAAAAACCCCUCCUUUGUCCUUUUUUUAUUCACAUUUUUUUCUCCCAGGUUUUUGAAGACGUGGGCACGUUUGGGAAUGUUCCAUUUUCCCUUGACACCAUUUUCCUGAAGUGGAUUAGCAAAACCUCAAGCAUUUAUUUAUUUAUUUUUUUAACAAAUGUCACAAGAUGCAAGAGAAAUCCUCUCUGUAGCAAUGACUGCUUAAUAUUUGUAUUACUUAAAAAAAAAAAACUCAGAAGGUGCCGAGUUAUGAUUUAUGAUUAUAUUUAUUGUUAAAUGACCCUGUAUGUCUGUGGUUUCCAUCUGAAAACAGGUUGAACAAAAGUUGCACUUGAGCUGAGCAGCAGAUUUUCCUCUCCUUCUAAGGAAAACGUCACUCUCUGAGAAAAACCAGCGGGUUAGGACUUUGCAGCCGAUUGGAAAAUUGGACAUUUCAUGCUGAGCGAUUCGAGUAGUUUAACUCUUUCAGGUGGCAAAGUUAUUAGUUUUGAACUUCAAAGCAAGUGCAAUUUUCCCCCAUGCCAAAUGCUGAGCGCCACCUACAGCACAUGUUCCCCAGUUUUAUUGCUUUAACUGACUGGAGUUAAUAAAGCUUUUGGCCUCCAGCGGGUAUCAGUGGUAGCUUCAGCAUGUAGUCUUAUUCAAAGCUUGACUGAAAACCAAAGAAAUUUCUCUCAGAGGUCAUUAACACCUGAGGCUAAACUGCAUUAUAGCACCAGAUGAGAGAUUUGUUAUCUGUAGGCGUGUGUGAAACGCAUGCUCGCUUUGAGGGCACAUUUUGGUUGUUUCGGCUUCUGAUGAGGUUCUUUGUUUGUAAAAUUGCUUUUGUUGAUUCGUCUCGACAUGUUUGUGUUUAAUGAUGUCUGCUUUUGAAGCCGGCAAAAACAAACAUUUUAUUCAACGUUGCUAUCUUUGUUGAGAAAAUAAAAUAAUAUAUUGUGUUUUUGUUGUUUUGCCCCUAUAUUUAUUCCCAAAAUAACUGAUACUGUGAUGAAGUAUGUGCCUUCUUCCAGCUUUCUUUUACUUAUUUCGUGUAUUGUUUUUACAUUUAAAAUUUUCAUAUCGCAAUUACGAAUCUUAAUAUCAGGGAAAGAUAAACCCAGCCUCUCCAUGGUUCAUGGAUUCACCUA
Molecule: messenger RNA, 2073 nt
Organism: Xiphophorus couchianus (Monterrey platyfish)
Lineage: Eukaryota; Metazoa; Chordata; Actinopteri; Cyprinodontiformes; Poeciliidae
Gene: lurap1l
Product: leucine rich adaptor protein 1 like
Exons: 2
Coding region: 288-902 (204 amino acids)
Biological process (GO): positive regulation of canonical NF-kappaB signal transduction
Source: RefSeq, a predicted model, not a curated record